Molecule: messenger RNA, 939 nt
Organism: Scedosporium apiospermum
Lineage: Eukaryota; Fungi; Ascomycota; Sordariomycetes; Microascales; Microascaceae
Exons: 2
Coding region: 1-939 (312 amino acids)
Source: RefSeq, a predicted model, not a curated record
AUGACAACCUUUACUUGCUUCGGCGUACUGCCUCUAGAACUACGAGUCCAGAUUUGGAAGGAAGCCCUCUCCACGCCGGCUGUCCUAGCUGUGACUCUCACUCGAACCUUAGAAUACGUCACCUCCACUUACACGUCUAAACUCUCUUUCAACAUGGCCUACAUUGGACCGAAGCCGUAUUUAGCAGGCCUCUCCUGCAAGGAAGCCCGGCGCAUGCUGGAACAAUCCUGCGGCAGCCCCAUUCGCGGACUUCGCGGACCGGAGGCCAACCCCAAGAGCACUCCUGGCCUUUGCUGGGUCGAUUUCGACUCGACGGUCAUCUACCUAGGCCCCGACAAGGACGCAGAGACCUACAUGCUUGUUAUUGGCGACGGUGAUUUUGAUGCCGCGGUUGAAUCAUUGCGCAAUGCAGGCUUUCGGGAUGCUCCUUGGUCAUAUUAUUCUGUAGUGGACCCUCAAUCUUUGGAGGACGAGGAGAUGAAAGGAAUGCACCAGGAUGGUGGCCUCCAGUACCGCAAUCUCGACGAAAACUCUAUGCGUUUCCAGUUUCCUUUGGAAAGUAAGGUCAAGAUAAGAGCUGUUCUACUGAGAUCGUCGUAUACCCACCUUAGUCUUCUUGAUACGCCGGAUCACAGGUUUGCCAAGACUGGGAACAUAUAUUAUCCUGACAAGGACCUCCUUGUUGAGAGCUUUGCUAAGACAGCAGUAAGGGAGCCUUCGAUGAAUAUGUGGACGGGCGACCUUGAGGCGUGGGCGAUAUCAUACGCCUACGGCUGGCUUGAGAUCAACGACACGGCGCUGGAUUCGAUCUCUGACGAGGCGGCUAAAGCGUGGUUUAACGAACGAAUCUUAAGGGAUAAAGGGGGGCUCGACAGAACUACAGUCACGAAGAGGGUCGGAAAGAAAUACAAUACAUCCGGAGAGGUAAAUAUGUCCUGA